Messenger RNA from Engraulis encrasicolus (European anchovy), 8121 nucleotides. RefSeq names its product shroom family member 2a (gene shroom2a). The coding region runs from base 953 to 6172 and encodes 1739 amino acids. The transcript has 12 exons. Gene Ontology annotation, biological process: actin filament organization. Gene Ontology annotation, cellular component: adherens junction; apical junction complex; cortical actin cytoskeleton. Gene Ontology annotation, molecular function: actin filament binding. The record is from RefSeq and is a predicted model, not a curated record. NCBI's taxonomy places the organism in Eukaryota, Metazoa, Chordata, Actinopteri, Clupeiformes, Engraulidae.
CAAGUUGGUCGGCUCUCAUUUUGCUCCAGUGUGUGUUGUUGCCUAUUCGGUUCAGUUGAGAAAUUGGGAUUUACCUUUACGUGAAACGAGGAAUGAAGUUUUCCUGGACCGACAGAGCCGCUUUUAAAAGAACGGAUUGAUUGAAACACUGAAGCCAAGGUUUUCUCUCACGUUUUGGAGGAUGAGUUUUCUUUCUAUUAUUAGUGCGCUUGGGGGAAUGUGUUAAGUUAGACCUCUGUGCUUCAAGCUAUGAACGUAUGAACGUAUUGGGUAACGUACUGGGUACAUUGUUUCAGUGUAUUGAAGCUGAGUAUACAAUGUAUCCGUUGAUGGUAUCAGUUUAACAUCAUUGAUAACAUUUAACAUUGUGUCGGACCUUAUCCAGCGACAAUAACUUUGCAAAGUAGCCUGUUAGCCACGCGCUAAUCAACUAGCUGGAAGAUGCGCUUAGCUGGAGGUGAGGCUUCCAUAUAUUUAAAACGGUAUAGAAACUGUGUUAAGGAUUUAAAGUAGUUCUGAAGAGGAUAAACUGUUUUGUGAGAGAACAAGUCAAAUCAAUUGAUUCAUACUUUCCUUAAAAACUGAUAUCUGCAGAUGGUGUAACUUAUAGAGUUAAACAUGGCUCCUGAUGGAUUUAAGGGGGAGUAAAGGGUGGAUGAAACAGCUUGAUUCGGCACUCAGUUGGCAGCCAUUCAAUUGAAGAGAUGGGGGUCUCCUACCUCUUCAAAUCGACAACAUGUUGCCUUUAACUCUGUCCUACGACAUAAUUAGAUAUGGGAUUUGAGUGCAAACAGGUGUCAAGACAACAAAUAGCCUAGUAUAGCGCGCAUCACAACAGAUCUCAAGUUUCACGUUAAAUUCUGAGGUGGAUAGCUUUUCUUCUGCCAUUUUAUUUAUAGUUGUGAAUAUCUUCUCUUGAUAAAAAAAAUAAAUUGCGUGUUGCCACAAAACAAUGGCAGCGAUAGACCAUAGGAUAGAGACUCCGUUUGUAGACAGGGACCCCAAACACUUGCUGGACCCCGAAAGAUCCUACACUUUGGACCAACGAAACGUGGAUGGAGAGGGAUGGAGACUGGUGGAUGUGCUGCUUACGGGAGGCGCUCCGUGGGGCUUUACUCUCCGGGGAGGACGGGAGCACCACGAACCACUUCUCAUAACAAAGGUUGAGGAGGGCAGCAAGGCGGCAGGUGUGCGUCUGCAGGCGGGAGACGAGCUGGUGAACAUUAACACCGUGCCCCUCAGCGGAUACAGACAGGAGGCCAUCUGCCUGGUCAAGGGCUCCCACAAGACACUCACACUGGUGGUCAAAAGGAGGAAUGAACCUGUAAGUAGGCCUCACUCCUGGCACUCUACCAAGUUCAACGAGAGCCAAUCAGAGACGACCAAGACCCAGUCCACACCCUCGCCAGUCUGGCAAACAAGAUAUGAUGCAAGCUGUACAUCUUCAACUGAUCUCUCAGCUGGCUGGGACCAGACCAACCUGCGCAGAGUGUCCGACCAGUUCAGUUCCCUGGGGAGCAUGGACAGCUUAGAGCACGCUCCACACCCUUACCCGCCAGGUCGACUAUCUCCAGGAAAGUCCAACAACAACAGUGUCGAGCAUCUGGGAGGCGGCAAGCGUGACUCAGCCUAUAGCUCCUUCUCCACCAGCUCUGGCACACCAGAUUAUACCUUGGCUAACAGCAACGCGGCCUCCACGGAAAACAUGCUGUACAAAGUGAGCCAGUGGGAAUCGAGCGGGAGGCACAGCAAUGGGAGACACAGUGCUGGUGGUGGGGAGGCAGGGCGACAGGAAGAUCGCCCUGCUUACCUGCAGUUGCCUUCUGUCCCAGUAGCAGCAGGAGGUGGUGGUGGCGAGCCUGCCAGAACUGACGAGCAAGCUGGCUCGCGACAUUCAAGCUCCAGUCGGAUCAACUUCGGACCUGUGUGGCACGUGCCAGACAAGAAGAAGGCAUCUGCCCCUUCCCCUCCUCCGCCACCACCUCCAACGCGCAGUGACAGCUUCGCCAUAACCAAGGUCCAUGAAAAGGGGCUGGUGAUAGCUUACCCAGAGGCUCCAGGGCCUCAUGCCCAGCUCAAGUCUCAGGGCAAAGCUCAGGACUUUCAAGGUAAUGAGAGGGGUUCUGAGACUCGUCGGAGUUUUAAUCUAAAUAAAAAUGAUGUUGCUAGUCCCCACAUUUCAGGAGAGGGCCACACCCAUCCCCAGUCAAACCCCAGUAAGACACAUUCUUUCUCCAGCACAGAUGUCAGAGCGGGUCUCCCACCUUACUCUCACACACCCUAUCACCAACGGCAGUACAGUGAUGAGAGCACUUUCCACACCAAGGCCAGGGCCAUAGCAGCUCCCAGAGCCCAGAACAUCAGUAAUUACUAUUGCAGCAGCAUGCAGGAGCUGCCUACCCACAACCAGUCUCACUUCUACGGCCAGAACCAGGGAAAGACACAAAGCACUUCUUUAUCCACAAAUGCUAUCGACCAGAAUGCAGGAGAUGGUGGAGGUCACACUAGGUACUACUGUGUCACCUCAAGACAGCCGCCUCAGACAGUCUCUCAAGCCGCCAUAACGAAGGUGGAGGACUGGAAGGCUCGUUCCAGUCCAGAGGUGCCACAGACUGGAGGGGAGAGGAAUUCUUUCAGUGCUCAAGGAGUUAGCAAAGCCAAGUAUAUGCCACCUCAGCCACUAGCAUACAAUCCAAAUAAUAGGGAUGGCAAUGUACAAAACAGGCAAGGGGAGAACCAGUACUCUUCCAGCAACCCAACCAAUGCACCAGAGGUAUCAAAAGCAACACUAAGCGUUGAACAGAGGCCCAGUCAGCGGAGGACUACUGGACCACCCUCAGAGCCACAUUACAUGAGCUAUCCUCCUAGUAAGCAAGCAGAACAGAGGAGGAUCUCCUCCCCUCCACCUCCUACAAAGGAGCCAUCCCAGGAUGUUUGGCUGCCCCAGGGCCAGGGUAAGAUAUGUCCACAGAAAACCCCCAUGCUGCACUCCCUUGCCAAAGAAAACCCAGAGCAAGAUGAUGGACUCGAAACCAAGGGAGGUGAAGAAGUCAUUGAAUAUGUGAACGGCAAACAAGUGCGACGCAACGAUCGAUAUGCCACCACGCUGCGCAACGAGAUUCAGAAUAAGAGGGCCCAGCUGCAGAAGAGCAAAAGUGCUGCCACCCUGGGCUCCACCGAGGAGGCGGAAGAGAUGCUGGACAACUCCCCGACCUCGGGUAACGGGACCUUCACAAUAUCGUACAAGGACCAUCUGAAAGAGGCCCAGGCCCGUGUGCUGAAGGCCACCUCUUUCAGGAGGAGGGACUUGGAGCCCGUCUUACUGGAGCAUCCAGAACCACAGCUGCUGAGCGGCCCUUCUGUGGGAGCCAUCAGUCGUAAAGAUGGCGGAUCCCUUCCCAGUGUGUCUGAGGUUCCGCAGACCAAGCCUGCGUCUGCUGGCAGCCAGGUGUCCCGCAUUGGCAGUCGUAAGCGCAUUCCUGCAGAUAAGAAGGUGCGCUCAUUCUCUGAGCCUGACAAGAUCCACGAGGUUGGAGUGGACGAGGAACCCUGUCCCCCAGACAGCGCAACAUCCCUCGUGGACCGACGCAAGUUCUUGGUGGCCACAGGGAAGCCGGCCUUUUCCAAACCACUUCCUAAGCAGGCACAGCAGCAUGCUGCCGACGACCGCAGGGUGACCAGGCCUGGAGGAAUGCCACAGCCUGGGCAGGCCGAGGACGUCUCAGAGAGGAAGAGUUCGGGAACUCCUUCUGAGGGCAGCCAGACGGAGGGCCAAGAUGACCUCAGUUCUGCACAGGGGCCAGAGAACCAGAGACUAGGCACAUUUGCAGAGUACGAAGCCACGUGGAAUGUUCAGAGGAAGCCCCCAGAGUCAAAGCCCUCAGGGAGGUAUCACUCCGCAGACAACAUCCUAGACCCGGCUGUAGAGGAGAGAAGCAAACCAGCCUGUGUUCACGAGAGGUCCAGAUCAUCCCCGUCUGCAGACUUCUAUGGACAGAACAUUCCAGCAAGAGGAAGGAAAUCUGUGGAGUACACCCAGACAGAGAGCAAGCUCGCAGAGCUACACAGGUCCGGCUUGAGGUUGUCUGACAGAGGCCGUAGUGAUCUCCGAGUGAAGGACAAGCCCCUAGAAUCCAAACAGCAACUCCCCGACCUCCCCCCUCCACCUCCACCACCUCCUCUCCUCCUUCCACCUCCUCCUCCUCCACCACCUCCCCCCGCACCUCUGGAGAACCCCGACUCCCCAGGCUGGGACGCCCCUCUCCCUCCUCCGCCCAGCCCUCCUCCGCCCACGCUCCUCCCUGACCCAGACGAGUCCUCGCCUCCUCACCUCUACCUGCCUCCCCUGCCCAACCUCACCCACUGGAGCUCUAGACACCACCAUCUACCACCACCACCACCACCCUACCCAGACAGGGACCUGGAAGUGGUCGAGAAGAAGAGGAGCGAAAAAGAGGAGGAGGAGGAGGAGAAGGAGGAAGGGAGAGGGCAGGAGGAGGAGGAGGAGGAGUCCAAGUCUCCACCCCAGCAGCAACCCAAGCUAGAGUGUGCCGUACCCCUGCCCCAGCCCCCGCCCUCUCAGCCGUCCCCCAGUGGUGCCCCGCCACUGGCCAAGCCCACCAUGGAAGCCCAGCGCCCGCCCUCCACCUCGGCCUCGGCCUCUCCCUCACCCCACUUCUCUCCCCAGAGGCUCACCGACAAGCCCCCCGUCUCCCUGCAGGAUGACGCCCCUGAGAGGAUGCAGAGGCUGAGUGAGAGUAACGGUGUGGUGAGGAAAGUGCCCAUCAAGAUUGUCCACGCCGAGAGCGACACGGAGAAGGAGCACGGAGAGAGUCGGCAGUACCUCCACCCUCGGCCUGGCAGCAGCAGCAGCGGCGGUGGUGGUGGGGCCCCAGGUGGAGUCGUUGAGGGCCCCACGCCGUCGGGCCCCAGGGCCACCACCCACCUCAUGAGCCUGGCCAGUGGGCAGCCUGAGGCAUCGUACUCCGUCUUCUCUGCCUACUCCAGACAACCACCACAGCAGCAGAGGGACCAGGGCUCUCCAGAGACACACAAAACCAACUCAGACCUCACAGGGGCCCCGGGAGCAUCUGAGCCAAAAAGGGAGGCAGCAGCAGCAGCAGCAGCAGCAGCAGCAGCCACCCACCCCCACAACGGACCUCACCCCAGCAGCAACGGCAUCUCAUCCACCUCGGAGGACGAGAAGAGAGAGGAGCUGGCCCGGGACAUUAUCGGCAAGGACAAGUCCCUGGCUGACAUCCUGGACCAGAGCAAGAUGCGCACGGCCAUGGACCUGAUGGAGGGCCUGUUCCCCCAGGGCAGUCGGGAGCAGCUGCUGGAGGGGGCUCACCAGCGCAGGAAGGCAGCCGGUGGGGUGGGGGCCCCGGCAGGAGGAGCAGGGGGCGCGCCCAAACAGGCCUCCACCCGGAGCGCCGAGGAGAGAAAACAAGAGGAGGAGAAUGCCAUGGCAGCAGCUGUCGCCCUGGCAACUAGCUCCGCCUACUAUAGCACGUCAGCCCCGAAGGCGGAGCUCCUGAUGAAGAUAAAGGACAUGCAGCAGCAGGAGAUCGAGGAAGAGGAGGACUCAGAGGAGGAACUGGACCACGACCUGGCCGAAAAGAAGCACGAGCUGAUUGACAGCCUGAGCCGCAAGCUGCAGGUGCUGCGGGAGGCGCGCGAGAGCCUCCAGGAGGAUGUGGAGGACAACAACGCUCUGGGCCAGGAGGUGGAGGCCACCGUGCAGCAGGUCUGCAAGCCCAAUGAGCUGGAGAAGUUCCGCAUGUUCGUGGGCGACCUGGAUAAGGUGGUGAGCCUGCUGCUGUCGCUCUCCGGCCGGCUGGCCCGCGUCGAGAACGCCCUGGACACCCUGGAGGAGGACGCGCCACCUGAGGAGAGGCGGAUCCUGACGGACAAGCGCAAGCUGCUGAUCCGCCAGCACGAGGACGCCAAGGAGCUGAAGGAGAACCUGGACCGGCGGGAGCGCGCCGUCUACGAUAUCCUGGCCUCCUACCUGGACGAGGAGAGCCUGGCCGACUACCAGCACUUUGUCAAGAUGAAGUCGGCCCUCAUCAUCGAGCAGCGCAAGCUGGAGGACAAGAUCAAGCUGGGCGACGAGCAGCUCAAGUGUCUCACAGACAGCCUGCCGCUGGAGCAGAGGCUGAUGCUCGGAUGAGAUGAGAUGAGAAGAGAUCAGAUGAGAUGAGAUGGCAGGUAUGGACGGACAGAUGGAUGGAAGGAGAGAUGGAUGAGGUCUGUCCCUUUAACAAGAGACUGGAUGGAUGGAUGGAUGGACGGACGGACGGACGGACGGACGGACGGACGGACGGACGGACGGACGGACGGACGGAUGAAGGGCGGUCAGAGGGAUGAAUGGAAUGGCUGGAAUGAAUGUCCCCAUGUCCUCCUCUUUACCCAGACUGGCUGCCCAUGUGUCCCUGUUUACCAGCCUGCUCCCCCGCCAGAGACUGACCAUACAGGGAGACAAAAUGUCGCUUGCUGUCCUCCAUGUUAACCCUGUCGACCAACUGGCCUUUUGUUAUGAUCUGGGUCACCUGCGUCCCUCUGUACCUGCCUGCCCUCCAAAGAGAGACUGGCCCUCAUGACCAGAGUGUGGCCCAUGGGCACCAGUGCACUACACAGAGGCUGCCCCCGAGAGGGAUAGGAUUUGACGAUCUACGCAUCUGCGCUCUACUACAUUCCAAUGUUCACUUCCCCUAACACCCCCUCCCUCAUGCCCCCCAGCCACUGCCCACCCCAUUCUUCUCCAUGGUCGUGCCCAUUUGUACCAGACAGUGGCUGAUGCAGGCGCAGCACCCACGGGUCAAACAGAUGAUGGAUGAUGAUAGCAUGACCUUACGCCCCCUCUUCUGCAUGCCGUCUGGGCUCACUUCCUGUCUCUCAUUUUACCCGCUCAGUGUAGAAGGUCUGCCCAUCCUCAACUUCCAUCUCCCUUCUACUAUCCCCUUUUAACAUCCCUUCUCACCGUCUCCUUUCUAGACUGGGCCCUGGCACCAUGGGCCCACUGUAUACCAGACAUGGUCUGAUGUUGUUCAGACGUCGUAGAGUGCUUUCUGACCCAAAAUUUGUGCCCCUGUCCCCAAGCCCUUGUACCAACCAACCACUGUUCCUCCAUUGGCAUUUGGAGAGAAUGAGCUUCCAGACGCAGACGCAGUCAUGAUAACGGCCUCAACCAUGGCCCCUUACUGAACUGACAUAAGUUGAGCUGAGUUGAGCUGUGCUAAACUGUUUACACUGUUUGAAGAAUACAGUGACUCACUAUGUGCCCUUCGGGGCCCUUUGGCAUGCAGUGGCACCCCCACAGGACAGAGGAGGCGGAUUGCUCUCUGACUGCCUGUGCCCGCCCGGCUCGUUCACAUAUAACACUUUCAAAUGCCUUUUUUGUACCACUAGAGGGCAAUAUGAUACGAAAUGAUACCCCUCUCCACUGACCACUUGUUACAUUUGUCAGAGCUGUGUGUUUUUCCCCUCCUGUUUUUGUGUGUGUGUGGCUUUCUCACACUCACACAUAUUUGUUUUUUGAUUAAGCAACUGCACAGAGGGGAUCACGAUGCGUUUCAGGGCACACCUGUUUCUUCUGGUGUUGCUCAUUUUUCCAUUGUGUGGCAUCCUCUGCUCUCACUCUUGUUCAGGGACACCACUGAAGCCCGAUUAAGUUUUUUUUUCAACAGGGCUGCACAUCUCUCCAAAAAAGAAAGAACCCAACACAGACUCUUGGACGGUGCAUUAUUUCAUAUCACAUCGUUCUGUCUUUUUAUUGUGUUGUGUUGUUACAAAAGCAAACUCAAAUGAAAUCCAUGUUUUGUUUUUGUUUUUUUAUAGUAAUUUAUUGUAGCCCUUUUAAACAUGUACAUAAACUUAGAGUAGGCUACUGUAGUCUCGUUCCCAAACACACACACACACAAGAAGCCCUGAUGUUAGCCAGGCCAAUCUGAUCCUGUCGGUCAGUCACUCCUGUAGAGCUGCUCUUAUCUUUUAACAUUGCAUUAACUCUUAACUGUGUAUCCGCUACAUCGCUAAGUAACCUGAGACUUGCCUGAAAUCGUUCCAUGUUACUCCACUGUGGAUUCAAAUGCUUGUCUAUAAAAUACCAGAUGCCUUUUA